Messenger RNA from Cyprinodon variegatus (sheepshead minnow), 1239 nucleotides. Its product is annotated as zinc finger protein 184-like. Bases 237 to 806 code for a protein of 189 amino acids. Lineage: Eukaryota; Metazoa; Chordata; Actinopteri; Cyprinodontiformes; Cyprinodontidae. Gene Ontology annotation, cellular component: nucleus. The record is from RefSeq and is a predicted model, not a curated record. The transcript has a single exon.
UGUCCGGGUGAUGCUGACCUCUGACCCUAACAGUCUUUGCGCCCCUAGAUGGUCGCUGUGGAGUUUCUGAGGAAGAAGCUGAAAAGGAGGCUUCGCCCUCGCCGAUCAAACAGGAAGCAGCAGAUAAAGGAGACGGCGGCUGCGUCUCCUGGACGAGCGGGCAAGUGAGCUCCACCUCCACCCAACAUGUCCUGAACUCCAACCAGAGGCCAGAAACCAGCAGCUUUGACUCCCUGAUGCUGCCGCACACUUCCCAAGAUCCUACAGCGCCAGAACCCGGCAGCUCCUCUGGGUUUAUUCCCAGCAGGAAUGUUUCUACUGAUUCAGCGAGCAGCGGUGGUUUCUCCCACGGCAAGGCAACUCUGGCUACAGCAGAGCAGCAAGGGGCUCCUCAGAGACAGGCUGCAGGAGGACACGGCUCCUUCUUCAGGUGGCGGCUACAGAGCCGGGCCGACUCCAGAGCGAGGACGUUCGUCUGUAACUUUUGCGGGAAGGGGCUGGCCUGCCUGAAGAACCUGAAGACCCACAUGCGGGUCCACACGGGCGAGAAACCGUACGUCUGUGCCCUCUGCGGGAAACGCUUCUCCGACUCCAGCAACCUGAAGCGGCACCAGAGCGUUCACACCGGCGAGAAACGCUACGGCUGCGUCCACUGCGGGAAGCGCUUCGCUCAGUCCGGCUCGCUGAAGGUCCACAUGAGCGUUCACACAGACUGCCGGCAGUUUAAGUGCUCCUUCUGCGGGAAGACGUUUACGUCCGGAGGACAUCUGAGGAGACAUGUCGCCACGCAUGUUGGGGAGACAUGACCGGCUGCUGCGUUACCAUGACAACCUUUACAAAAGGCCCCCUAGACAGCAGACAGGAGCUCAGUGGGUUUGCAGUUUAAAUGCUGCAGAUGUUUCAGACCAUCAUCUCUGUGGUUCUAGAACAAGAAACUCAAAUCCACCAAUAACGAAGUUUACCUUCAUCAGAUCCAGAAAAUGUGUCAGAGGGUCGUUUCAGGUUCAGUUCAUCUCCAGGUGAAAAGAAGAUGUGAAGCUGAUGAAACCAAAGAAGGAACCCGAACAUAUGAUUCAUUUUAUCUACAGAAAACUGCUGAACUCUUUUCCUGUCACAGUAACCAUAGAAAGCCCCGCCCCUUUUCACCACAAACCUGUUCAACCCUGGAAAAAGGUCAGACUGAGUGACUGGUGCAGCUAAAGCUUGGAAGGAAAAUGCAAAAAAAAAAAAAAAAACUGA